UCACAUACACUCGCUACAUUUCAUUUCCCUAAUUUCAUAAAGGUUAAACCUCAGCCACCAGCCAAAACCCUCUGCCAUCAACUCACUGUUUACUGGUUUUGUCAAUCCAUUGAGCUUUCGAUUCUCCCCCCUUCUUGGAUUGGGUCAAAGAUGGCGGGAAAGUCGAAUAGGGGAAAGAACCGUAAAGGGUCGCAGCAGAGUGCUGAGAAUCCAUCAGAACCGCCCAUCUCUUCGGAUGCUCCAAUAAAUGGUAGCUCCCCUGCUUCAGAGGCCAAUGGAGAUAAAAGCUUGAGUGAAUCAUUAGAAACAAAGCCGGAGGUGAAGGAACAUGAUAACACAUCAGAGCAGCAUCAAACGAAGCAAGCUGAGGUUCACCUAUAUCCUGUUCCUGUGAAAACACAAGGAGGAGAGAAGCUUGAGCUGCAGUUAAGCCCUGGAGAUUCUGUAAUGGAUGUGAGGCAGUUUCUUCUUGAUGCCCCAGAGACAUGUUUUAUGACUUGCUAUGACUUGUUACUGCACACAAAGGAAGGUUCUGUUCACCAUCUAGAAGAUUACAACGAGAUCUCCGAGGUUGCUGAUAUUACUUCUGGGAGCUGCUUCUUGGAAAUGGUUGCUGCAUUAUAUGAUGAUCGAUCCAUCAGAGCUCAUGUUCAUCGAACUAGAGACCUACUUUCUCUUUCAACCUUACAUUCUUCGUUAUCGACAACACUUGCACUACAGCAUGACACAGGUCGAAACACAGCUAAUACUAAAGCAGAUACUGUGAAAGCUGAAGUGCCAGAACUUGAUAAUUUGGAUUUUAUGGAGAAUGUUACCAGUUCACUUACUAGUUUGUUGUCAUCUCCUUCCAAAGAGAUCAAAUGUGUUGAAAGUAUUGUUUUCUCUUCAUUUAAUCCACCUCCAAGCUACAGAAGGCUUUCUGGAGACUUGAUUUAUUUGGACGUGGUAACACUGGAAGGAAAUAAAUAUUGCAUUACAGGAACAACAAAAAGUUUCUAUGUUAACUCCAGCACUGAGAAUAUUCUUGACCCAAGGCCAAACAGAGCUGCUUCAGAAGCUACAACCCUUGUUGGUCUUUUGCAAAAGAUUAGUCCUAAGUUCAAAAAAGCUUUCCGUGAAAUCUUGGAGAGAAAGGCCUUGGCACAUCCCUUUGAGAAUGUUCAGUCUCUGUUGCCACCACAUACAUGGCUUGGCCUGUAUCCUGUCCCUGAACACAAACGUGAUGCAGCCAGAGCAGAAAACUCUCUGACACUUUCUUUUGGAAGUGAGUUGAUCGGCAUGCAGAGAGAUUGGAAUGAAGAGCUGCAGGCUUGCCGGGAGUUCCCCCAUGCUACCCAUCAGGAGAGGAUCCUGAGAGAUAGAGCUCUUUAUAAAGUUACUUCUGAUUUUGUUGAUGCGGCAACUAGCGGUGCUAUUGGAGUGAUUAGCAGAUGCAUUCCACCUAUUAAUCCAACAGAUCCGGAAUGCUUUCAUAUGUAUGUCCACAACAACAUAUUCUUCAGUUUUGCUAUUGAUGCGGACCUUGAGGAGUUGUCCCAAAGGCGGCCGUCAGAAGAGCUCCAUAAAGCUGAAAGCACAGCCCAAUGUCAGACUUAUUCUGAUAAAAAUGAGGAGAUUCUAUCACAAGCAGCGUUGAGUGAAUCAACUGUGGGUGGAUCUUCUGUUCCACAUGCAGGAACUGUAAAUGGCACUGAGGCAUCCCCUGAUGUGCCUGCAGAGACUCCGUUGGCUGAAAGUGAGCAAGCCACAUAUGCAAGUGCUAAUAAUGAUUUAAAAGGCACAAAGGCCUUCCAGGAAGCUAAUGUUCCUGGGUUAUACAGUCUUGCUAUGGCCAUUAUUGAUUACAGAGGUCACAGGGUGGUAGCACAGAGUGUUUUGCCCGGAAUUCUCCAAGGCGAUAAAUCAGACUCCCUUCUAUAUGGUUCUGUUGACAAUGGCAAGACAAUUUGCUGGAGUGAAGAUUUUCAUACCAAGGUUCUGGAAGCUUCUAAACGACUUCAUCUGAAGGAGCACACUGUACUUGAUGGGUCUGGUAAUGCUGUCAAGCUAGCUGCUCCAGUUGAGUGUAAGGGCAUUGUUGGCAGUGAUGACAGGCACUACCUUCUGGAUUUGAUGAGGGUCACUCCCCGUGAUGCAAACUACAAUGGACCUGGUUCCAGAUUUUGUAUUUUGAGGCCUGAACUUAUAACUGCGUUUUGCCAUGCUGAGGCAGGUGAGAAGUCAAGCCCUGGGUGUGAAUCACAAGAAGAGAAUCCUGUUGCUUCUGAUUCUUCGGGUGCUGAUAAUGGUGACGAAUCUGUGAAAUCGGAGGAAAAUGCUGAAUCAGCAACAACUGAUUCACAGUUACAGUCACAGGAUGCCGUAGAUGGUGAAAAGCCGAAUAUUGACGAAUGUGGUUGUCACUUCAAUGGAAAAGAUGCAACCAAGGAGAUUCUGUUCAAUCCUAAUGUCUUUACUGAAUUCAAGCUAUCUGGGAAUCCAGAGGAGAUAGCUGCAGACGAAGAAAAUGUGCGGAAAGCAAGUUUAUAUCUAAAAGAUGUUGCCUUGCCUAAAUUCAUACAUGAUCUUUGCACCCUUGAAGUUUCACCUAUGGAUGGACAAACUUUGACAGAAGCACUUCAUGCACAUGGCAUUAAUGUUCGGUAUAUCGGACGGGUAGCUGAGGGGACUAGGCAUAUGCCUCAUUUGUGGGAUCUUUGUUCCAAUGAGGUCGUCGUCAGAUCUGCUAAGCAUGUUAUUAAGGAUGCUUUAAGAGACACAGCAGAUCAUGAUAUCGGGCAUGCUGUUGCACAUUAUUUGAACUGUUUUGCUGGAAAAGUUCAGGGUGUGUCUGCCAAAGGUGUUGCAAACAGUACACACACCAAAAACCACAAAAAGGGUCAAUCAGGUCAUCAUGCUUCAGGAAAAUCUUCCAAAGCACAAGCUAAGUCAAAAAGUGGAGACUAUAUGAAAAAAAAGCAGUCCUUGUUUUUGAGCUUUACCUCGGAUAGUUUAUGGGCUGACAUUCAGGAAUUUGCAAAACUCAAGUACCAGUUUGAGUUACCGGAGGAUGCAAGGAACCAGGUGAAGAAAAUUUCAGUAAUACGAAAUCUUUGCCAAAAGGUUGGAUUGACCAUUACUGCUCGCAAGUAUGAUUUUGGUGCUGCCACACCUUUCCAAGUUUCAGAUAUACUGAAUAUGCAACCGGUGGUAAAAUAUUUUAUUCCAAUCAGUUCAGAAGCCAAAGAUCUGGUUGAAAAGGGCAAAGUUCAAUUGUCAGAGGGAAUGCUUAGCGAGGCAUAUGUGCUAUUUUCGGAGGCUUUCACAAUUCUUCAGCAGGUGACGGGUCCAAUGCAUCGAGAGGUUGCAAAUUGUUGCAGAUACUUGGCCAUGGUCUUGUAUCACGCUGGAGACAUGGCUGGAGCGAUACUGCAACAGCACAAGGAACUUAUAAUAAAUGAACGCUGCCUUGGAUUAGGCCACCCUGAUACAGCUCACAGUUACGGGAACAUGGCUCUCUUUUACCAUGGUCUGAACCAAACAGAGCUUGCAUUGCGUCAUAUGUCACGGGCAUUGCUUCUUUUAAGUUUGUCAUCUGGCCCAGAUCACCCUGAUGUUGCUGCUACAUUCAUAAAUGUCGCCAUGAUGUACCAAGAUAUUGGGAAAAUGGAUACAGCCCUUAGAUACUUGCAAGAAGCUCUGAAAAAGAAUGAACGACUGCUAGGAGAGGAACAUAUUCAGACUGCUGUGUGUUACCAUGCUUUGGCAAUUGCAUUCAACUGUAUGGGAGCAUUUAAGCUUUGUCACCAGCACGAAAAGAAAACAUAUGAUAUUCUUCUCAAACAACUUGGUGAGGACGACUCUAGGACGAAGGACUCUCAGAACUGGAUGAACACUUUCAAAAUGCGUGAACUGCAAGCUAAUGCGCAAAAGCAGAAAGGACAGGCUUUGGAUCCAACUUCUGCACAGAAGGCUAUUGAUAUGAUUAAGGCACAUCCAGACUUGUUACAAGCAUUUCAAGCAGCUGCAGUUGCUGGGAGUUCUAGUAAUACUAGUGUUGUUGGAAAGAAAUCUUUAAAUGGUGCGAGGGGUUUGGAUGAAAGAGCGAAGAAGAAAGCAGCAGCAAAGGCUCUUUUAGUAAGUAGGCAUGGUAGUCCUGCACAGGCUUCACUGCCAAUCUCUAACAUCAUAAACCCAGGAGCGCCGCCUCCUCCUGAGGUUGCUGUAAACGAGGCCACUAAUGGAGGGAAGAAAGAAUCUGACGAAUCCUCAAAUGGAGUGCUAGGUCAUGAAGCCAAGCCAGGUCAGCAAGAUCAGGCUCCGGUUGGAUUAGGCACGGGAUUGGCUGCUCUAGACGCCAAGAAGCGGAAAUCAAAAUCCAAAGGGAAAGCGAAAGCCGAGUUAUCUAACUGAGCCUGGCUGCAUUUAGGUUCUUUUUUGUUAGGUGUAGGUUUUGGUCAGUCUGAAUUACAAUUGAGUUAUACAUUCUGCAUUGAAGCGUGAUUAGUUUACGGCUACAUUCGGUACUCUUCCAAAGUUGUUUUAAUAAGCGUGCUAUGAGAAUUUUGCAUCUA
This is a messenger RNA of Salvia hispanica, 4553 nucleotides long. RefSeq names its product clustered mitochondria protein-like. Gene Ontology annotation, molecular function: protein binding. The record is from RefSeq and is a predicted model, not a curated record. Gene Ontology annotation, biological process: organelle organization. NCBI's taxonomy places the organism in Eukaryota, Viridiplantae, Streptophyta, Magnoliopsida, Lamiales, Lamiaceae. Gene Ontology annotation, cellular component: cytoplasm.